Messenger RNA from Phytophthora sojae, 2334 nucleotides. RefSeq lists its product as hypothetical. The coding region runs from base 1 to 2334 and encodes 777 amino acids. Gene Ontology annotation, molecular function: chloride channel activity. The transcript has 4 exons. Gene Ontology annotation, biological process: chloride transmembrane transport. The record is from RefSeq and is a predicted model, not a curated record. NCBI's taxonomy places the organism in Eukaryota, Oomycota, Peronosporomycetes, Peronosporales, Peronosporaceae.
AUGUCGACGGUGACGGACGCGGUGAUCAAGGGCGCCGUGGGCGGUGCCGGCUUCCUCGCCAGCGCCUACACGCUCACCAAGUUCAUCGUGGCCACGCCAGUGAAAAUCGCGCCGCGUGGGGAUGCCGAGCACGACCUGGACGUGGUGCUGUGCUUCGACACGAAGAAGUUCUCGCCGGAGGCGGUGGACUUCUUCGUGCAGAUGGUGCAGAAGCAGAGCCACCUGACCAUCGUCCCCAAGUUGAAGAACGUGCUGGAGGAGCACGACGCCGCGGAGGACAAGAAGCGACCCGAAGAGACGUACUACCUGCUGGGUGCCACGCACGCUACGCUGGUGGCGAUCAAGCAGAAGAAGGAGCGUGCGCUGCACGGCGACGUGAGCGAAGACCCUGUGCCCGAGCGCUUCUGCUCGGGGGACAGGAUCGAUCUUCUGCUGUUCGAGCUGGGACGCUUGAAAGUGCACCCCGCCUUCUACCGACCUACUGGCGGCCAUACCAUUGAGAAGGCAGAGGACAGCGUGGCUGUGCUGCCUGACCCGUUCCAAGAUGAGGAACACGGACUGCUCCUGCAACAGGCGAUGCACACGCAGCUCUUGACGGACCAUUUCCCACUGCAUGAUGACGAGGAGCGCAGCGAGCUGGUGGAGACUUGGGUGAAGGAGUGGACGAAGCCGCAACCGCUUAACACUGUGCGUUCGUACUUCGGAGAUGAAGUUGGCUUCUACUUUGGAUUUCUCGGAAUGUACACGCAGUGGCUCAUUCCGCUGGCAGCGAUCGGCGUGUUGACGUUCAUUCUCGAUUUCUUCCCUAGUUGGGCCGCGUAUGGCCGUGGAUUGUACUCGCUGCUGGUGACGAGUUGGGCCACAGCAUUUUUGAAGUUUUGGAAACGCCGCGAGAGCACGCUGCGCAAUGAAUGGGGUAUAUCUACCUCGGAUUCGCUGGUGUUGGAGCCUACACGCACCGAUUUCUUCGGCGAAAAACGGUUUGACCCUGUGGAGGGAUGCUAUUACACAUUCUUCUCGUUCAAGGACCGCGCAAAACGCUAUCUGGUUACUUUUUCGGUGACGAUGGCUGCCAUGGCGGUCGUGACGUUCAUGAUGAUCGUGUAUUGCUGGAUGGAAGAAUGGUUUGCUAUCGCGUUUACACCAGCCACGGGAUGGGAUGGAUUCUACGAGUAUGUGUCGCUCGUGCCCUCCAUCAUCUACUCGAUCGUGGUGCUGUACGUGGAUGCAAAGUACUCCGAGCUUGCAUCCUCGCUGACGCAAUACGAGAACCACCGCACAGAGAGUGAUUUUGCUAACGCCCGCGUGCUGAAACUGGCGCUGUUUUACUUCGUCAACAACUUCGGGUUCCUCUUCUACGUGGCGUUCAAGACUCGCGAUAUGGUUCUGCUGGAGCAAACAUUGAGCUCGUUGCUGAUCACGCGCCAGCUUUUGGGCAAUAUGCAGGAACAGCUGAUGCCCUACAUGAGCAAACGGUCUUCACUGAAGGCAGAAGCUGGAAAGUUGGCUAAGGAAGCGAAGAAUACUGACGCUAUUGUCAGCAAGAUAGAUGCGGAGCUACUGUUCCCAACAUACGACGGAACCUUCGACGACUACUUGGAGAUGUUUGUGCAGUUCGGCCAAGUAACCUUGUUUGCUUCGGCAUACCCUCUUGCCUCGCUGUGGAGCCUCUGCAACAACAUUAUGGAGAUCCGCAGCGACGGCUUCAAGCUUUGUGUGAGUUUCCGUCGAAGCCACCGCACCUCAACCCACGGCAUUGGCACCUGGUACUAUGCCUUCAGUGCGUUGGGCUACCUGUCGGUGAUGACGAACUGCGCGAUUUUCGGGCUGCACUCGGGAUUCCUGAACAGACUGUUCCCCAAGAUGUCGUUCGCUGGAUCUCUGGUCGCGAUAGCCCUCAUGGAGCACGCCAUGAUCGCCGUGAAGGUGUGCGUGGAGAUGUUCGUCCCAGACACCACGGCCGCGGUCGUGGAAGCGCAUCGCAUGAAGCGCGCUUGGCUCCGCAAGAAGGCCUCGCUUCAGGUGGAGCUGUCGUCGCGCCAGUUGCUGCAGCAGCGACCGUCGGAGGACGGCGAUCAGCCGCCGCUAAGCAGCGACUCAGCUCCACCGCGCUCACAGGAGGCAAUUGCUGCCGAGGACGUGAAUGAGUGGCUUAGUCGCGAGAAGGAGCGUCGAGUGAAGCUCGAGCGCGAGUUGAAGAGCUUGAACGAUUUGUACAUGGGCUGGAUCCGCGAGGAGCAGACCAAGCGGAAGAAGACGGAGCACAAGCUCGCGGCGCUCAUGGAGCGCAUCAAGGACCCGCUGCAUGCCGUCCACGCGGCCAAGGACAGCUGA